Miscanthus lutarioriparius is the source of this 711-nucleotide messenger RNA. The record is from the annotation of a GenBank genome assembly. NCBI's taxonomy places the organism in Eukaryota, Viridiplantae, Streptophyta, Magnoliopsida, Poales, Poaceae.
AUGAGGCAGACUAAAAACAAGAACAUACCUACGCAACUAGUAGAGCUACAGAUUUGCCCUUGCAGGACUAUGAAGAAAGCUGGGUUUGUGCACCAGGACAUGCAGUACCCAAGAAGGACACUGCUGCACACUCCAUUCUCUGGGCAUCCCUCUGGUCCAAGCCAGCCAUUAGAUGGAGCCGCGGCCACAGAUGGUGGGGCUCCAGGAAGCAACUUCGAUGCAAACAUCGUCAUGAUCCUGGCUGUUCUUCUGUGCGCACUGAUCUGCGCUCUUGGGCUCAACUCCAUCGUUCGGUGUGCACUGCGGUUGUCGAGCCAGAUGGUGGUGCGCCCUGAACCAAACCAGGCGACGCGGCUUGCUCAGAGCGGGAUGAGGAGGAAGGCCCUCCGAGCCAUGCCGAUCCUGGUCUACUCGGCUGGGCUGAAGCUCAAUGCUGCUAACCCGAUGUGCGCAAUCUGCCUUUCAGACUUUGAGGCAGGGGAGCAUGUCAGGGUCCUCCCCAAAUGCAACCAUGGCUUCCAUGUCCGGUGCAUCGACCGGUGGCUGCUGGCGCGGUCGACAUGCCCAACGUGUCGGCAGUCCCUGUCUGGAGUGCAGCAAAAGGCCUCUGGCUGCUCUGAGGCGAGCCGGGCUGAGCCAGAGCCUGCACCUGCUCGCCCUGUCCUUGUGCCGCUCAGACCUGAAGGUUUGGUCACUCCUUAUGAUUUUUAG